Aspergillus udagawae is the source of this 2013-nucleotide messenger RNA. Its product is annotated as acetate--CoA ligase. The coding region runs from base 1 to 2013 and encodes 670 amino acids. Lineage: Eukaryota; Fungi; Ascomycota; Eurotiomycetes; Eurotiales; Aspergillaceae. The record is from RefSeq and is a predicted model, not a curated record. Gene Ontology annotation, cellular component: cytosol. The transcript has 6 exons. Gene Ontology annotation, molecular function: AMP binding; acetyl-CoA synthetase activity.
AUGUCUGACGGCGACGUUAAGCCCCCAAAGCCGGCCGUGGUGCUCGAGGCCCACGAAGUCGACACUUUUCACGUCCCCAAGGCAUUCUAUGAGAAGCACCCUUCAAAGACUCAUCUGAAGGAUUUGGACGACUACAAGAAACUAUACGACGAGUCUAUCCGUAGCCCUGACACCUUCUGGGCCCGCAUGGCCCGUGAGCUGCUCAGUUUCGAGCAAGACUUCCAAACCACCCACGUCGGCUCCCUCGAGAAUGGUGACAAUGCCUGGUUCGUCGAAGGUCGCUUGAAUGCCUCGUUCAACUGUGUGGAUCGUCAUGCCAUCAAAAACCCUAACAAGGUCGCGAUCAUCUACGAGGCCGACGAGCCUAAUGAGGGCCGUAUCAUUACCUACGGCGAGCUCCUCCGCGAAGUCUCCCGCGUUGCCUGGGUCCUGAAGCAACACGGUGUCAAGAAGGGUGACACUGUCGCUAUCUACCUUCCCAUGAUUCCUGAAGCCGUUGUGGCCUUCCUCGCCUGUGCCCGUAUCGGUGCCGUACACUCCGUUGUCUUCGCUGGUUUCUCCUCGGACUCCCUUCGUGAUCGUGUCCUCGAUGCCGGAUCCAAGGUCGUUAUCACCACAGACGAGGGUAAGCGUGGUGGCAAGGUGAUUGGCACCAAGCGCAUUGUCGAUGAGGCCCUCAAGCAGUGCCCUGAGGUUACCAGUGUGCUGGUCUACAAGCGUACUGGUGCUGAGGUUCCCUGGACCAAAGGCCGUGACAUUUGGUGGCACGAGGAGGUGGAGAAGUAUCCCUCCUAUCUCGCUCCUGAGUCGAUGAACUCCGAGGACCCUCUUUUCCUCCUCUACACCUCCGGUUCCACCGGUAAGCCCAAGGGUGUCAUGCACACUACUGCCGGCUACCUCCUUGGUGCCGCGAUGACCGGCAAGUACGUCUUUGACAUCCAUGACGAUGAUCGCUUCUUCUGCGGCGGUGACGUUGGUUGGAUCACCGGACACACCUACGUCGUAUAUGCGCCUCUUCUUCUUGGUUGCUCUACUGUCGUUUUCGAAAGUACUCCCGCCUACCCCAACUUCUCCCGCUACUGGGAUGUCAUCGAGAAGCACAAAGUCACUCAGUUCUAUGUCGCCCCCACAGCUCUGCGUCUGCUGAAGCGUGCCGGUGAUGAGCACAUCCACCACAAGAUGGAGCACCUGCGUAUCCUGGGCUCCGUCGGUGAACCAAUUGCCGCUGAGGUCUGGAAGUGGUACUUCGAGAAGGUCGGAAAGGAGGAAGCUCACAUUUGCGACACAUACUGGCAAACCGAGACCGGCUCCCAUGUCAUCACUCCCCUCGGUGGAAUUACUCCCACCAAGCCAGGCAGUGCAUCCUUGCCCUUCUUCGGCAUUGAGCCCGCUAUCAUCGACCCCGUUUCCGGCGAGGAGAUUUCUGGUAAUGAUGUCGAGGGUGUUCUUGCUUUCAAGCAGGCCUGGCCCAGCAUGGCCCGGACCGUGUGGGGUGCCCACAAGCGCUAUAUGGACACUUACCUGAACGUCUACAAGGGCUACUACUUCACUGGAGAUGGCGCUGGCCGUGACCACGACGGAUACUAUUGGAUUCGCGGUCGUGUCGACGACGUGGUCAACGUCUCUGGACACCGUUUGUCUACUGCCGAGAUUGAGGCCGCUCUUCUUGAACACCACCAGGUUGCCGAAGCUGCAGUUGUCGGUAUUGCCGAUGAGCUCACUGGCCAAGCUGUCAACGCCUUCGUUUCUCUCAAGGAGGGCAACGAAACCACCGAGCAAGUUCGCAAGGAUCUUGUGAUGCAGGUUCGGAAGUCAAUCGGACCAUUUGCCGCACCCAAGGCGGUUUACGUCGUAGACGACCUCCCCAAGACUCGCAGUGGCAAGAUUAUGCGCCGUAUCCUACGGAAGAUUCUGAGCGGUGAAGAAGAUAGCUUGGGUGAUACCUCGACCUUGUCGGAUCCUUCCGUGGUCGACAAGAUCAUUGAGACUGUUCAUGCUGCCCGAGCCAACUAG